CCACUGAUGCUUACGUCAAUGUCAAAAUUCAUAUGUUGCAAAAUGGCGUCAUUGUCGAGUUUGUUGCCUGCUCCAGUGCAGCAGGUAUGGGAUCGCGAUGACGAACGGAAGGCCCAGAGGAUCGGCAGUGCGUUGGUAGUGUCACAGACUAGCGUCCCCCCUUAUGGGCAAAGAAAGGGAUGGGUUCCGAGAACAGAAGAAGAUUUUGGAGAUGGUGGAGCGUUCCCCGAGAUCCACGUCGCUCAGUACCCCCUCGGCAUGGGCGCUCGAGGGAAGGAGAGUAUGUCCAACGCCCUGGCCGUACAGCUAGACGAGUCCGGUCGUGUGAAGUACUCGGCUAUUGCGCGACAGGGACACAGUGCAGACAAAAUAAUCUACUCCAAACUGACAGAUCUGCUGCCCGCGGAAGUCUUAGCGGAAGACGAUCCAACAAUGCAGAAACCAUCAGAAGAUGACAUCCAGGAUAUCACUGAAAAGACUAAACUGGCUUUAGAGAAAUUGACAAAUGCCAAGAUAUCAGCGGCGUUGCCCGUUAAGGCUGCACCAAAAGCUGCGCCAGCACAAUACAUCAGGUACACGCCGGCCCAGCAGGGCGGGGCUUUCAACUCGGGGGCCAAGCAGAGAGUGAUCAGGAUGGUGGAAGCCCAAUCCGACCCGAUGGAGCCCCCCCGAUUCCAGAUCAACCGGAAGAUCCCCCGCGCGGCCCCCUCUCCCCCCGCGCCCGUGCUGCACUCCCCCCCGCGCCGCGUGUCCGUCCGCCAGCAGAGGGACUGGAAGGUUCCGCCGUGCGUGUCGCACUGGAAGAACGCCAAGGGUUACACGAUACCACUGGACAAGCGUCUCGCGGCGGACGGCCGUGGUCUUCAGCAAGUCCAUAUCAAUGAGAACUUCUCCAAGUUGGCCGAAGCUCUCUACAUAGCUGACAGGAAGGCCAGGGAGGCGGUGGAGGCGAGAGCUCAGCUCGAGAGGAGAUUGGCGCAGAGAGAGAAGGAGAAGAAGGAGGAGCAUUUGAGGAUGCUGGCGCAGAGGGCGAGAGACCAUAGGGCUGGUAUACGUGGUCCCGAGGAGGAACCGGAACCGGCGGAGGAGACGGCAGAGGGCGCCGCGGAGAGAGACAAGCUGCGCCAGGAGAGACACAGGGAGAGGCAGAGAGAUAGAAACAUAGCGCGCGCCGCGCCCGACAAGAGAUCCAAACUAGCCAAAGACCGCGAGCGCGACAUAUCAGAACAGAUCGCUCUCGGUCUGCCGGCGAAGAACAAUGCAGGGGCGGAGAGCAUGUUCGACCAGCGACUGUUUAAUAACAGCAAAGGCAUGGAUAGCGGUUACGGUGACGACGAGGCUUACACUGUAUACGACAAACCCUGGCGCAACCAAGACUCAGUGGGCGCCCACAUAUACCGACCCACGCGGUCCAAGGAUGCGGACAACUAUGGAGGGGAUUUGGAGACCAUAGCUAAUACUAGACGUUUCGUGGCUGACAAGGAGUUUGCGGGCACGAGCAGCAGCAACACGCGCGCCGGGCCCGUGCAGUUCGAACGGGACGCCCCUAAAGAGGAUCAGUCCCGAGGCCGCGCCGCUGACGCCGAAUUCGAUCCCUUCGGUCUCGAUCGGUUCUUGAGCGAGGCGAAACGCGCGGACAAGGGCAAGAGACACGAGCCGCCCGCGAAGCGCCGACGCGACUGAGCCGGCAGCAGGAACUAUGCCGAUUGGUGCAUUGGUCCGGUUACUAUCACAUGCCUUGUAUAGUUUGUAAUUAUUUAGUUGUAUGAAUAAUAAUAUUAUGACGUA
This is a messenger RNA of Aricia agestis (brown argus), 1788 nucleotides long. It is a transcript of the gene Bx42, whose product is annotated as puff-specific protein Bx42. Bases 7 to 1683 code for a protein of 558 amino acids. NCBI's taxonomy places the organism in Eukaryota, Metazoa, Arthropoda, Insecta, Lepidoptera, Lycaenidae. The transcript has 13 exons. The record is from RefSeq and is a predicted model, not a curated record. Gene Ontology annotation, cellular component: spliceosomal complex. Gene Ontology annotation, biological process: mRNA splicing, via spliceosome.